Orbilia oligospora ATCC 24927 is the source of this 258-nucleotide messenger RNA. RefSeq lists its product as uncharacterized. Bases 1 to 258 code for a protein of 85 amino acids. The record is from RefSeq and is a predicted model, not a curated record. The transcript has 3 exons. NCBI's taxonomy places the organism in Eukaryota, Fungi, Ascomycota, Orbiliomycetes, Orbiliales, Orbiliaceae.
AUGAUUGCCCAAUUUCUCCGAACUGCCUUCCGCCCCACUACGAUGUGGUCUACUUCACGCUUCGUCCCAGAAAAAGCUGCCCCCUCUGAGAUGAGGACAUUUUCUUCAUUGCAAACUCCCACACCAAAGACUUUUACGAUCUUUGGAACAGAGUACUCUAGGAAGAGAGUGUAUACUAUUGCUGGAUUGGUUCUUCUUGCGGAUAUGGCGAUUUUUGAUUAUUAUUACUUCUUCGCAUCGAAGAAGACUGGAAAUUGA